AUUCGUCUAUGGAGUUUACCAAGACGUGAAUGCCUUAGGACCCUAACAGCACAUUCUGGGUUUGUUCGUGGAUUAUGUGUAAAUUCUUUAGGAGACACAUUCAUCUCUGUAAGUUUUGAAUUUUUUUACAAAUGCAACUACCACAAACUGCACAACAAUUCCCAUAACAGGGGCGGAUCUAGGGGAAGGGUGCAGGGUGUGCGCACCCCCCCAUCCCUGAGAUGACCUGCGGUUUUCUAAUACAACUUGUAUUCUGCAAAAAAAAAAACUAUGUGGUUUAUUGGUGUUGAAGAAGAGCAAGAGACGAGUGCACCCCAUCCUAAAAAAACUCCUGGAUCCGCCCCUGCAUGAGACAAUAUUUUUAUCGCAGUUUGUUUAAAUUUCCUCCAUUUUUUCUUAAAAAUGAUUAAUUAAUUUUUAAGAUUGCAAAGUAUGAAUUAAUUGUUGGUCAUAGGCAAAAAGAUAGCAACAAUUGCUGCAUAUGUGAACAUACUUUAUUGUACAUUGUAUAUGCUUGUUUUAUUUUCUUCUAUCCUGGAAGGCAAGUUGCUCUUUAAUUCAAAGUGGUGCUUUUUAAAGUAGCAUAAUUUGUUAAAUGAAGUAAGAAUUUAACAGGCCCGUUGCAGUAUUUAUGAAACAAAUAGAAAAGAUCUCUAGUUAUCAGUUUGAGCUAUCACUGCUUUCAUGCAUUAUGCAUGCAUUUCUUGACUUUUGUAGUUACGGUACAUGUGAUAAAUCUGCACUCAAGUGCUCAAGAAUCAGAUUUUUAAAAAGUAAAAAGUAAAAAGGCUCUUAUUUGAAAACUUGUAACUAUGGUAGAAUCCUUAUUAUUGGAAUAACCUUGGGAAAAGCAGAUGGUUUUGAAUUAUCAGGUGGUGUGAAAAAUAGAGAGUAAUAUUACAGUGUUUGACUGGUGAAGUGACUUUAGGUUUUUUUCAAAUAAUUUGGAAUUUCAAAAAACUGAGGGUUCGAGAAAUCAGGAUUGUAUUGUAGUCUAGCUUGAUGUUUUUUUUUUUUUAUAAAUUGAGCCUACAUGGAAACAACAUCUAGCUAAGAGUGCUCAACAAGAUUUCUAGCUUCUUUCAGAACUGCAUAUAGCAACUUUAUAAUAUUAGGCUUGACAGAAGUCCAUGAGUGGCUUGAAGAGCACCUGCCACCUGUUGAAAGGAGGAUCCAAACUGGACUCACUCGAAUGGCUGGAAAUCCAGCCUAUAAUGCAACUGACUGUUUUAUUAUUUGAAUAAUUAUUUUGUAUCGUUAAAUUAAAGUGUGGUGAUUCCUAAAACUUGCAUCUAGAUUGGAGAUGACAAAGUUAUAAAACAGUGGAGCAUGGAGCAGAGUUUGAGUGCCAGUGCAUCCUCACCAGAUCCAGUAAAUACAAUCAUAGGCAAGGUAUGAUGAUUCAGUAGAGCUGUAGCCUGCGCCAGGGUCUCCAUCAGUGUGGACAAGCGAAAAAAUCUAGCAAGCAGGGUAAUAACGAAUGAACAAAAAAACAGCUUGAAACGAGAAGGGGAGAGCCUGUAAUCAUGACCUCAAUCCUGCCCUCUACCCUGCCCACUUCCUGAAAAGUAUUUCUAGUGUCAAAAUGUCAAAUGUCAAAACAUCCAAAGGUGCAGUGUAGGGUUUCACAUACUUGACAUACUUGUUAGACUCUGCACGAGCAAUCAUAUAUGACCAAUCAUCUGCCCAAAUGAGGUAUUGAACAAUUUUUAUAGGCUCAACUACUCCAUGUUUCCCUAACCUCCAUGCAGUUUUCACGCAACUUUUCCUGAUCUGCUUUCCUCACUUUUUUGGAGCCUGGAACAACAUAGUAAAGCUGGUGAAUAUUGAGAUUUACUGACUUUAAUGGGGUAACACGUUAUUACUUGUAAUGGAGUAGUUUAUGUGCAUUACUCAAUCACUUUCUUUGACUUGCUUUAAGAUGGACAUAAGGACAGCCAUCUCAAAUAUUUCAAGUUUAUGGGUCCUCAUUUCAUAGCCCAGUGGCUAGGACACAACAUGAUCCAUACCAUGUCUUGAAUGUCACACAUUUACAGGUCAGAAGUCAUUAUUUUCCUUUGUUUGACGGGUUUAAUACACUUUGUUUCUUUUCAUUUAUUAGAAUCUUUAUCAUGGUAUUGAUCAUCAUUGGAAGAGUGCCGUAUUUGCAACUUGCGGAGAACAAGUUGAUAUCUGGGAUGAACACAGAGCUGAGCCCGUGAGGAGCUUCACUUGGGGUGUGGACACCAUCCAUAGUGUCAAGUUUAACCCCAUAGAGGUAAAAACCAAAAUAACCAAUCCCAUUUGGUGGCUUAGCUCCUGGAUAGAGGAGGAUAUUUGACAAAAUUUGUUAAAUCUGUUCUCUGAUAGCAUGAUUGGAUUUUCAAGGCUAUGCUACAAUCCUGGCCCAAAGGUGUUGGGACACCUCCCCUUUUCACUUGGUUUUGUAUGGAAUUUGCAGCUAACCUGCGAUACACACUCAUAAACACGGCCUCAACAAGAUUUUUCCCCCACCCCCCCUAAACAAAGUUGAGGCCCAUAAAGUGUACAAGAUAUGUAAAAGGUGUUUGACUUGUAACACCCAACACUGUUCAGGGGGGGAGGGGGUUAACUUUAAUUACAUUUUCCUCACCUAAAACGCAAACGUGUUCGUCUGCUCUAGACCUGUGAAAUCCAGGGUGCCCAGCAUUGCUGUUGAUUUCUAUGAAAACAACCAGGAUCUAACUUUUCUAGUCGUCGGGGAGCAAAAGUUAGGCGCCAGGGGCCACCGGGUGCCGCUAGAGCCCAGCCUUGAAUUAGCUGAUGUUGAUUUGCCACGCACAACUUUAUGUUAAGGAGCAAUAGGCAAAACAAUAUAUGCAAUAAUUUAGCUCAGACGUCGUGGAGAAGCGAACGCAUCACCAUUGAUUUAGGAGUAUUCUGACAAAGCCAGCACCGUGGUAUUUGAGAACCGUUACCAUUUUUUUUCUCCAGACCCAUUUGCUCGCCAGCACGGCUUCCGAUCGCAGCAUUAUCCUUUAUGAUAUGCGCGGUUCGACCCCACUCCGUAAGGUUGUCAUGGAGAUGAGGAGCAACACAGUGGCCUGGAAUCCACUUGAGUCGUUCAUCUUCACAGCAGCCAAUGAGGAUUCGAAUCUGUACACGUUUGACAUUCGUCGUUUUAACCAACCAAUCAACGUGCACAUGGAUCAUGUUUCAGCUGUGCUGGACGUGGACUAUUCCCCCACGGGUCAGGAAUUUGUGACUGGAAGUUUUGAUAAAACGAUCAGGAUUUACAGUCGCGACAGUGGAAGAAGCAGGUAAGUCCAGAAGUGGUCAACAGAGCCCGGUUUUUAAAAGGGGAAUUAUGCUUUACCACCUCGCAAUUCACUAUCCACUGCUUAUGUAAGCCACAGAAACCAGUUCUUUUAUAAACUAGUUGGGCAAGGUCUUGCUGGUUUGGUUCUCGAGACUCUUUCAGUGCACUUACUGUUCGCGAGAGAUAUACUCCAAAAUGCAAGUGCCGGAACAUCUCUCACCUCAGACUGUCCCGCCCGCCGGGGGAGGUUUCGCGGAACGGUGGCGGUUGACGGUGACGGUACGAAUCUCGACCAAUAAACUAUACCUUAAUAAAUGGGUUGAUUCGUAGGUUUGAGUUUCUGGGAAGCUGCCCACCUACCCCUCUCCCAAGCUAACAUAAACACUUACUUCUUACUUAGGCAAAAUGAUGGCUUAGGGGAGGAGUAGGUGAGCAGUUUAAUAGAAAGCUAAAUUGAUCCGGGUAUUCCUGAAUAGGACUUUAGUGACAGUAACCGACGUUUCAACAACCUAUGCGGUAUUUGUCAUGCAAUAGAGGCAACGUGAGACACAACUAACUUUCAUUCUGAAUAUGACAGGUAAUCUAUUCACCACUACACACACUAGGAUGAUCGUAUCCCACCUACUCAAAACAUUACCUCGUUUCAAAACCGAUUGCUGGUUUUCAGUGUCACGCCAUUCAAAAUAGAUCAAAAUAAAAUAAAAACCGUUCAGUAGAUAUUCAGGUCUUACACCCUUUCUGGCAGCGGUUUAAAGCCGAGUCUCCUUAUAAAGCAUAUGCUCUAUAAGCUUCUUUGCAAAAUGGGUUUAAAUAUCUCUAAACAUACCUCCGCCCACGCUGGAGCCCAUCCGGAUGAGUACCAACAUGGCGGACGGAAACCAACAGAAACAUCUGUUACCGAGUUUUGCUACAAAAGCGUGAAUUUAUUCUUCGAAGAACUCAUAAAAAUUAAAGUAAAACUUUUUCUAAUACAUAAACUGUUUAGAUAGGAAGAGUCCCUGAAAUAAGUUAUUUUUUUUAAAACCUACAUGAUAGCUCUCUUGGCCGUCAUGUAAAUGCCGCGUCACGCAAAACCUUAGAAAUUCAGGCGUACUCUAUCACAAAACCAAGAACCCUUUUGAAGCGAAAAUUUGUAUGAAAAUUAGUUUUCAGCUGCUCUAAUACAUCGUGAGAGUAAAAUCUCGGUAGGAUCGAUAGUUUUGUAGUUUGAAUUUUAGUGACGUCAUGUGAAAACCAGCAAUAAACGGCCGGUAGUUUGGGCGUUCUCUAAAACUAAGCGGGUACGGUUGGUCAUAAAAUUGAAUGUUUUGAAAAAGACCCGAUUGUUGCAACUGAACGCUUGUCUUAUCCUUAGGGAGGUGUAUCACACACGAAGAAUGCAACGCGUGUUUUGUGUUCGAUUCAGUGCGGAUUCCACUUACGUCCUUUCAGGAAGCGAUGAAACAAAUAUCAGGUAAAGUGUUACUUGACGUUUUUUCCUUCUUUUUUUUCUUAAUGAGCUCAUCGUGAAAUGGUUUCUUUUAUCCUUUUCCUCCUAGAAUAUGGAAAGCUAAUGCUUCACAAAAACUGGGAGCGGUAAGUAGUUCAGUCCCUGUGCGAUUAGGAGCAGCCCCUCUUUUAAGAAGACACUCAAGACAUUUUAAUUCCAGAAAGCUUUUAUGUAAUUUUAUGCGCUUUUUAAACUCGUUUUUCAACAGCUUUUUACAAUUCAAGUCCCUAAGAAAUAUUUAUAAUUUUAGUGUUAGCACAUUUUUUUUAUUUUUUAAGCGCUGAUGAAAAUAGCGAAUAUUGAUUGAUAUCGGCGUUAUAUAAGAUUUAUUAUUAUUAUUAUUAUUAACCAACCUGUGCCAAUGAUAUGAAAUACUAAAGGGAAUAAAGGGAGAUAAAAAGAAUCAAACAUAAGCGGACACACAAAAAAUCUGUGCCCCGGAUGGGAUUCGAACCCACGACCCUCCGUGUUCUAGAUCGGAUGCUCUAACAAUUGAGCUACUGAGGAAUCGUUGGCAAGUUGAGCGAUUUUCUUUUAUUGGGGGUUCAGUGUAUUGACAUGAAACAUGUCGGUCAGAGUUAAACACAGACUGUCGAUACGUACUGCGCAUUGCGGAUUAUGGGAAUGAUACAGAUUUGAGAAGAACCUGGAGUUCUCCCUGUGGUACGCGGACCGCGUUUUACCCAUGACGUAUUGAAUAUUCUGGAGACAUAAGACGAGUAAUUACAAAUAUUCAAAGCAAAGGUCGUCAAAAUGGACCCUUAGAUAGGACUGCAAGUAUGUGUGCGAGUUUUUCUUCCUUUUUUGCUUCAGUUUGGCCAGUUUUAAAAAGGUUGUGAAUUUCGUCAGACAACUAAGAUAGUUCAUGACAUGUUUCUUGGAAGUAAACUGGUUACCGGUAAUUAAGAGUCCUUUUCUUUUUUUCAGCUUGCUCCACGGGAAAAAGCAACGUUUAACUACAAUGCCAAGCUUAAGGAAAGAUUCCAACAUCACCCUCAACUCAAGCGAAUUAAGAGGUAACUGCACACCCUUAUUUCUUAGAAUUGCUCAGAGCGCGACAAAGUGAAGGCCACACCAUUGGGACCUAAGCAACAACCACAGUGAAGGCAAAAAAAAGCGUUUUUAAUUGAGUGUAAUCGCAUUGCGUUUCAUCGCGAUUGUUCAUUCGUGCUGGAUUGAAUUUUCCCCCAUUCCACUCCAGUAAACACGAUCAGUUUCCUCCCGUUUUUUAAAAAAAGGGUUUAAAGGCUUGUUUGUAUUGAAAAGUGCACGUAACUUAUCCAGCUAGUUUACAGGCACUUCACUCAUAUACUUAGAUACAAAUAAUUCAAAUACAACAUAACAGGAUUAAAAACCUCAACUGGCAGGAGGCAACCCGUUGGCUAUUUACAAGCUUGGCCGAGGAUUUGAACUCGGGGAGACCGAGAAUACAAUACAAUACAAUACAAUACUGGUUUAUUCUUGAUGAUUAGCAAACAAAUCCAGCAAGCCCGUUNAUACAACAUAACAGGAUUAAAAACCUCAACUGGCAGGAGGCAACCCGUUGGCUAUUUACAAGCUUGGCCGAGGAUUUGAACUCGGGGAGACCGAGAAUACAAUACAAUACAAUACAAUACUGGUUUAUUCUUGAUGAUUAGCAAACAAAUCCAGCAAGCCCGUUUUAUUUCCGUGUUCGCACUUUCUUAAUUUCGCGAACUCGGAGCCUGGAACAGGUUAAGUAAACCAGACAAUGAAUCGAAGUCGAGGCUUCGAUGGACAAUUUCGUAUAAAUCACUAUAUUUUGUGAAGCGACCUUGCAGCAGAGUUGUCAUAAGACCUCACGGUAUUGUUUGGGAAAACAAUGAACAAACAAAGUUAACAAUGAAACCUCGCCCGAAAAAAAAAAAGAGCAACGACACAUAGGGUCCAAUUAAAUAAGAGGUUUUGAAGAGCUGCAAGGCUACUGAUUUUGUCACCCCAAGCUUGAGUUGGUGCCGUUGUUUACAGGAAUGCGGGAACAAUCUAAAGAGUUCCAAUAACUGAUUUCGGCCCGAAAAAUUUCCAGUGAUUUCAAGAAACGGGCCCCUGUACCCUCCUUCCCCUUUUAAUAGGAGCAUGAAACAACAACACCUUAUGUUAAAUGAAUACUUGUUACUUCGAAAGUUUAAAAAUUUGGGCGUUUAUUUUUCAGGCAUCGUCACGUCCCUAAGGCUGUGUUCAAAGCGGCCAAGGAGAAAAAGAUCAUACUGGCUUCAAGAAAGAGAAAGUAUGUAUUUGACUACUACAUG
Messenger RNA from Porites evermanni, 7033 nucleotides. Lineage: Eukaryota; Metazoa; Cnidaria; Anthozoa; Scleractinia; Poritidae. The record is from the annotation of a GenBank genome assembly.